Molecule: messenger RNA, 979 nt
Organism: Closterium sp. Naga37s-1
Lineage: Eukaryota; Viridiplantae; Streptophyta; Zygnematophyceae; Desmidiales; Closteriaceae
Source: the annotation of a GenBank genome assembly
ACCCUCCACUCAGUUUCUCGCUAAUUUCCCCCCCUUCUUCCCCUCAUUUCCGCCCCUUCUUUUCUUAAUUUCCUCCCCUCCUUCCCCUCGUUUUUUCCCAUCCUUUCCCCCAUUUCCUCCCAUCCCUUCCCUCAUUUCUCCCCCUACUUCUCCUCAUUCCUCCCCCUGCUUCCACCCAUUUCCGCCCCUGCUUCCUCUCGUUUCCUGCCCUCCUUUCCUUCCCCUCCUUUCCCCCGUUUGUUCCCAUCCUUUCCCUCGUUUCUCCCCGCUCCUUCCCCUCGUUACAUAUUCCCCUACUUUCCCUCAUUUCCCCCCCUGCUUUCCCUCACUUCCCCCCCUGCUUUCCCUCACUUCCCCCCCCUGUUCUCCUCAUUUCCGCCCCUCCUGCCAAUCAUUUCUCCCCCUACUUCCCCUCAUUAUCCGCCCUCCUUCCCGUCAUUCCUUGGUCUCUAACAUUUCCCCCACUCCGUCCCCUCAUUUCCCCCCAUCCUUCCCCUCAUUUCCCUCCCUCUUUCCCCUCACUCCCUGGUUCCCCUCAUUUCCCCCUCUCCUCAUCUUCAUUUCCGCCGCUCCUUUCCCUCAUUUCCCGCCCACCUCCCCCGCAUUUCACCCCCUCCCCCCCAUUUCCCGCCCUCCUUCCCCUCAUUCCCUGGCUUCCCUCAUUUCCCCCAAUCCUUCCCGUCAUUUCCCCCACUACUUCCCGUCAUUUCCCCCCCUCCUUCCCGUCAUUUCCCCCACUCCUUCCCGUAAUUCCCCCCACUCAUUUCUCUCAUUUCCCCCACUCCUUCCCAUCAUUUCCCCCCCUCUCUCUCAUUUCCCCUCCUCCUUCCCGUCAUAUCCCCCACUCCUUCCUGUCAUUUCCCCCACUCGUCCCCGUCAUUUCCCCCCCUCCUUCCCGUCAUUUCCCCCACUCCUUCCCGUAAUUUCCCCCACUCAUUCCCCUCAUUCCCCCCACUCCUUUGCGGAUUCACGGGGAUAA